UUGAAGCAUGGCCACCCACCAGAAUCGACCUGCAGUAGGGCGCUACUCGCGCCGUUGGCCCAGUCCAGCACGUGGGGAAAUUUCUUACACCUUGCAGCGAAAUUGUUACAGAUGAACCUACUAUUACCUUUCACUAUAAAACCCUUGAACAGUCAGUUCAAUACCAUCAGUUGUUUCACACUCAUCAAUCCAGUAAGUUCGUGGUCCUUCGGUAGGUUUUCACCAGAAACGGUUCCAAUAUGGUCAAGUUAUCCAGUGCUAUUUUGUUGGUGCUAAGUGUGGCCGCAGUCCACGCUACACGCCUUGGACUCGGACACGGUGGAAAGCACAAGGGAGUGGGUUCCCUUGCAACGCUGGGACUUGGAUACGGUUUGGGACAUGCAUUUGACCAUGGGUUGUAUGGAAAUCAUCCUACUGGAUUGUACUACGCUCCAUCAUACGCUGUUGGGCAUGGUCAUCAUCAUGGCUAUUACCAAGGGCAUCCAAAUCAUUACCAGUAUGGAUCUCCGAAACACGGAUUCCAUCUCGGAUACGAAAUCGGUUAUCAGGGCAAGCUUGGCUUCGUCAAGCUAAAGCGCGACAACCUCCGUCAGGUGCAGUUCUCCUUCGGUCUGGGCAAGCCAAGCCAGCACCACAAAGCUUAAGGCUUUGAAGUCACGAAACCAAGCGCAGAAUCCUACUCCCCCAUUCAGCACAAUUUCACACGACGGAAAACAAUGUCUUUCCAUCCAAAAUGGUUCGCAAAAACGAAAACCAAAAUGCAUGAA
Ochlerotatus camptorhynchus is the source of this 767-nucleotide messenger RNA. RefSeq names its product prisilkin-39-like. Lineage: Eukaryota; Metazoa; Arthropoda; Insecta; Diptera; Culicidae. The record is from RefSeq and is a predicted model, not a curated record. The transcript is spliced from 2 exons. Bases 240 to 644 code for a protein of 134 amino acids.